UUGUGAUCCAACAUGGCUGCCACUGUAUGCAAAUAGUUCAGGAGGUAAAUAAUGCCAGUUCGAAUUUCGCUUCAGUGAGUCGGUGUGACGCCAAUUUUAAUCCAGCCGGCCGCCCCCGAGAGCCGGAAACGUCCCCUGUUCCACAUCUGGGCCGUCGGGGCCCUUGCAGCUGUACGCUCGAACCGAAAAGCGCCGAUGCCCGCAAAGCCAGUGGCCUGAGGUUUGAUUCGCACGUGAGUUUGGGCUGUUGAGGCCCUAUUUGGGCCCUCCAGAGGCACGAUGACCGACACAAGGCGGAGGGUAAAACUGUACGCGCUUAACGCCGACCGACAAUGGGACGACCGGGGCACCGGACACGUUUUCUCGUCCUACGUCGACCGGCUGAAGGGCAUCUCCCUGUUGGUUCGCGCCGAGUUGGACGGAUCUCUUUUGCUCGAGUCCAAAAUUCAGCCGGACACUGCCUACCAAAAGCAGCAGGACACCCUGAUUGUGUGGUCCGAGGGUGAAAACUUUGACCUGGCGCUGAGCUUCCAGGAAAAAGCUGGUUGCGACGAAAUUUGGGAGAAGAUUUGUCAGGUUCAAGGCAAAGACCCUUCGGUGGACAUAACUCAGGAUACUGUAGAGUCGGAGGAUGAGCGUUUUGAUGACACUUCUGACUCGGCACCUGUGGAGUUACCGCCGUGCGAGAUGGCCAGGCUGGAAGAGAUCAGCGAGGUCAUCAGGUCGUGCUUAGGCUCCCCAAUGCGCAAGGACAAAGUUGCCACUGCCUUGGAGCACGAAGGCUACAUCAAAAAGUUGUUGGCCGUGUUCCGCACCUGUGAAGACCUCGAGUCCGUUGAACAUCUUCAUCACCUAUACACCAUCUUCAAGAACAUCUUUCUCGUCAAUAAAAAUGCACUCUUCGAAGUCAUGUUCAGCGAGGACACCAUUUUUGACGUUGUUGGCUGUCUCGAAUACGACCCCACAUUGCCCACGCCCAAGCGGCACAGAGAAUACCUCAAGGGCAUAGCAAAAUUUAAGGAAGUCGUUCCCAUCAACAAUCCCGAACUGCUUGCAAAAAUUCAUCAGACUUAUCGAGUUCAGUACAUCCAAGACGUGGUGCUGCCAACACCUUCAGUUAUCGAGGAAAACAUUCUUUCUACGCUGUCAAGCUUCAUUUUCUUCAAUAAGGUUGAAAUAGUCACCCUCAUCCAGGAGGAUGAUAAGUUCCUGACUGCAGUGUUUGUGCAGCUGAUGGACGAAAACUUGGACCCAACCAAGAAAAGGGACCUGGUGUUAUUUAUUAAGGAAUUUUGCAACUUCUCGCAAAACCUGCAACCUCAAGGCAAGGAAACAUUCUAUAAGACGUUGAGCGCGCUCGGAAUACUGCCUGCUCUGGAGCACACUCUGGCAAGCACUGAUCCGGUCACAAAGGCUGCCUCGAUAGACAUUCUUACUCACAUUGUCGAGUACUCGCCCUCGGUUGUCAGGGGUUACACAUUACAGCAGGCAAACAGUGCUGAUGAGGAGCAGCUGCUGAUAAAUGUGAUAAUUGAACAAAUGAUUUGUGACUCCGACCCUGAACUUGGCGGUGCUGUUCAAUUAAUGGGUGUCCUCCGCAUCCUCUUGGACCCUGAAAAUAUGCUGGCUUCGAUCAGUAAAAGCGAAAAAACUGAUUUCCUCAAUUACUUUUACAAGCAUAGCAUUCAAGUUCUAAUAGAUCCUCUUUUGGUGAACACUGAAGGCGACGCACCUAUCCGAGAUGACUAUUGCACUGCACAGUUAUUGGCCGUGGUUCUGGAAUUAUUGUCGUUUUGUGUAGAGCACCACACCUACCAUGUUAAGAAUUGCAUCCUCAACAAAAAUUUAUUGGGCCGUGUUCUGGUGCUGACGCGCUCAAAGCACACUUUCCUGGUGCUCAGUGCUCUUCGGUUCAUGCGUAAAAUCAUUGCUCUCAAAGACGAGUUUUACAACCGGUACAUAAUCAAGAACAACUUGUUCAGGCCAGUGGUGGACACAUUUAUCCGCAAUAGCAGCAGAUACAACCUUUUAGACUCUGCAAUUAUCGAACUCUUUGAGUUCAUUAAACUGCUGAGUUAUGAUUUGCAGGAGGAUAUCAAGUCUUUGUGGUUGCAUGUUGUCGAGCAAUAUGGCAAGGUGCUUGACGAAGUUGACUACGUACAAACUUUUAAGGCUUUGCGAGUUCGUUACGAGCAGCAUCAAGACAAAUUGAGGGACCGUGAUAGGUCCUCACUUGAUGGAGUGCCAUCUAUCCUGAGAAAUCCUCGUUUUCGGCGUGACCCACGGCAGCUAGAGGAGGAGGAAGACAUGUGGUUCAACGACGAGGAAGACUUCGAGGAUACCCCAGACCCCAAAAAACUUGACUCGGAGCUGGACUCGUUAGGCAAGUUGAUGGAGCGCAAGACGCCUGGUCGAAUGAACAACAACGCAGCAGGCGACGCCUCCGGAUCACCCCCUGGAAGUCCAGGAAGUGAUAAACUCAUGUUCAAAAAGGGACUUGUUGAUUACGAGGGAGACAGUGAUGAGGAGGAGGAAGAGGAGCCAGAGGACGAUGACUUGGUGGCCCCAAAAAGGGCAAAACUGUCGUGAAGUGCGUCAUUGAGCUGUAUGAGUGAGUGCAUGAGAAUGAAUUUAUCUGAAUGAGAGGGAGUGCCGUCCUUGUUUGUGAGUGUAUAUUUACAGCUAAUGUACAUUUUUAUAAUAAAUAAUGGAAGUAGACUGAA
Neocloeon triangulifer is the source of this 2723-nucleotide messenger RNA. RefSeq names its product serine/threonine-protein phosphatase 4 regulatory subunit 3 (gene flfl). The transcript has 10 exons. Gene Ontology annotation, cellular component: protein phosphatase 4 complex; nucleoplasm. The record is from RefSeq and is a predicted model, not a curated record. Gene Ontology annotation, biological process: DNA damage response; protein dephosphorylation. Bases 280 to 2589 code for a protein of 769 amino acids. NCBI's taxonomy places the organism in Eukaryota, Metazoa, Arthropoda, Insecta, Ephemeroptera, Baetidae. Gene Ontology annotation, molecular function: protein phosphatase activator activity.